AUGGCGUUCAAACCCAAGAAGAAAGGAGGGACUGAGUCUUCGAGCUUUAUGGAGCGUAUUGCGAAAAGAUUGAGAACGCUAUUGGUGGACUCGCGUCGCAAAAGGACUCAGGUUUUCUCGUUUGGUUGUAUAGUAGUGGGAUUAUUGGUGAUAUAUUUGAUGCAGGGUCUUGUUUUGCAUAAGAAUAAGCAAGAUUCGCAUUAUCCACAGAUACAUGGCCAUUACACAGAAGAGAUCAGUUCAACACAACCUUUGAUUUUCCCUCCAAUUGAACACGCAGAUCGUCUUAAACAAUUGAACCUUAGAAAUCUUCAUAUGCUGCGGAUCGACUUGGAUGGAAACAAAAAAUACGUGCUGAAAGAAGAUGAUAAGCCUACAACCGAUAAAGAACGUAAAGAAAUUACAGAUGACUUUGAGCUUGUGAAACGAGAGUAUCUAGACCAUGGUAAGAGGGUAUUUAGCAAAGGUUCAGACUCACCUGAAGUUGUAGUCGUCACGCUGGUGGACUUUGACCAACAUGACGCCGAUACACUUAUUCCAGUGGUUCAAAACAGAGUUGACUACGCACAGAGACAUCGGUACGGUGUAUACGUGCGGUGGGCCCAGGAGUUUAUCCCCACGAUCGAUGAUCAGGAUUUGACGAAAUCGUAUGAGUUUCUCAAGCCUUUGAUGAUGCGUGCCGCAAUGCAUGCGUUUCCUAAGGCCAAAUACUUUUGGUUUUUGGAUCAGCACGCGCUGAUCAUGCGUAUGGAUCUGUCACUGCAGGCCCAGUUGUUGGAUCGGAAAAUCUUGGAACUUGCCGUGCUGAAAAACGUUCCUGUCGUGAAGGGCUCUAACAUCAAAAGUUACAACCAUUUUGUCCCAGAUCAGGCCGAGGUCAUCAUCCCACUGACAAACGACGGCCAAUUGGACUCGAAUUCUUUCAUCGUCAAAGCCGGCCUCUACGGUAAAGCAUUCAUGGACUAUCUGGGCGAUCCGCUGGUGCGCGACUAUUCCUGGCCGUCUUUCUCUGCGAGCAUUGGGCACGCUUUGCAAUGGCACCCGAGCUUUCUAGCUAAAGCCGCUUUGGUGGUUCCCAGGACCAUUGCCAGCGUAUACGAUCCUACCAAGUCCAUCACGGAAAAGGCAAAUAUCGAUGACUUUCACUACACCCAAGGCGAUUUUGUCGCCUUGUUCAACGGUUGUCAAGAAAGAGAUUCGUGCGCUAGCAAUUUGGGUCUGCUCUACCCACAAAUUCAGAAAUAA
This is a messenger RNA of Lachancea lanzarotensis, 1245 nucleotides long. RefSeq names its product LALA0S11e03708g1_1 (gene MNN11). Gene Ontology annotation, cellular component: mannan polymerase complex; Golgi membrane. NCBI's taxonomy places the organism in Eukaryota, Fungi, Ascomycota, Saccharomycetes, Saccharomycetales, Saccharomycetaceae. The transcript has a single exon. Gene Ontology annotation, molecular function: alpha-1,6-mannosyltransferase activity. The record is from RefSeq and is a predicted model, not a curated record. Gene Ontology annotation, biological process: protein N-linked glycosylation. The coding region runs from base 1 to 1245 and encodes 414 amino acids.